This is a messenger RNA of Gigantopelta aegis, 3592 nucleotides long. RefSeq names its product trichohyalin-like. The record is from RefSeq and is a predicted model, not a curated record. The coding region runs from base 106 to 1416 and encodes 436 amino acids. NCBI's taxonomy places the organism in Eukaryota, Metazoa, Mollusca, Gastropoda, Neomphalida, Peltospiridae. The transcript has a single exon.
UUUAUUUAAAAAAAAAAAUAGCAAUAGGGGUGGUCAAGUCUGUUUUAUUUUACAUUUAUCGUGUCAUUUACGUAUCUGAAUGUUGCCUUUUCAGUAACUAAUAAAAUGUUGCGACGCAACAGUACUGUGGUUUCUGAUCACGAUAGUGAUUCGGACACAGACAGCAUAGAAGAGGUACAAAUAACGAAAUAUUUUCAAAAAGGAUUAUUAGAGGGUAUUCAACAGGCAAAGGCUCAACAAAGCGCCCACACAGGAAUCAGACGUCAGCGUGGAUUUUAUCAUCUCAGAGAUUGCAAACAUGCACUGCUGGAAGAGAAGUCUAGAGCAUACACCGGUCGUCAUUAUGACGUCGAUGUCAAUCACAGUCUACAGAGAGCAACACACAGACUCACAAAGCAUUUCAUUGAUCAUGAAGUAAACAGAGAACAGGCAAGACGCAUUUACUUUCAGGACAAAAUUCAAAAAGAUGCCCAGGGAGUUCUUUCUGCGUUGAACAAAGAGUUCAAAUCCAGUCUGAAUACCAGUACUGAAAAAGAACUUGCCGAGAUACACGCUACAAAACAUAAACAGGAAUUGAUGAAAGAUGCUCUACAAAUAGAGAUGAUGAGGAAAUAUAAUACCAAAGCAAUGAAUGCGGAAAUGGAAAAUGAACGCCUACGUCAAAUAGAAUUAUUUAAAACCAUGAAAAGUGAUGCUGAAAAGUCGGUCAGCGUGGAAGAUCUAAUGGAGGCACUGACGGAGACUAAUCAAAAGAAGUCGUUCGUUCAUAGAGAUAUAGUGGAGGGGUUUUCAAAAUACCAGGAGGACGAGGAGGACCUAGAAGACGAAUAUCAGAAAGCCAUGCAUGAAGUGAUGGACGAGACGCUAACAGGACUUGUUUUUAAGUUCAAAAGACCAGAACAUCGUCAUAUGGAGGAGGAGGAAAAACAAAGGCGCAUGGAGGAAAUGGCAAAGGCUACUUGCGACGAGAAUAUGCAAAUUUCACUGGGCAAGUUCGACGGCGUGAUGGAAGACUUAAAAGAAGCUUUUUCUCGAGUCCAGAAACAAGAAGAAGAAAUCGAAUCAGAGAUAAAGCAUGAAACCGAGGAGAAGAAAGAGGAUUUGUUGAGUGAACUUAGAAGAGAUUUUGGAAAGAAAUAUGCCGAAAAGGCAUGCGCUCAAGAAAAGAGUCGUCGCAUCAAGGAAGCCGAAGAGAUGAUUCACCAUGAACCUGACCCCCAAAUUGAAAAGGUUAAAAAAGAUAUGGUCAGGAUUCAGCGACAAAUGAUACUACAAAAAUUUGGCGGCAAGUGGAUAAAUAUGCAACGUGAAUCAACAUCCAAGAAAACCGAGCCUGAGACAGAGUAUGAUAAAAAGAUUCGUCAAAUAAGGACUACACUGAGACGCGAUACGGGUGUUCUAAAAGAUGAUGAAUAGUUCCCACUGUUAAUCAGAGAAUAUUUUAAUUAAUUUCCAUAGUAAAUAUAUUUACCAUACUCUUUUAUUUUGCGCCUCACUUGUUGAAAGGGCAAACGUGGGUAGCUCGAGAUGGGAAGGGCAUGACGUAAAUUAUGUUAUGCAUUACGCCUUUCCCUCCCCUCGUUGAAAGACGAUUUAAUAACACCACCACCACCAGCAACAUUUGUUGGCAUAUUCAGACGCCUUCGUUAAUAAUUAAACCAUCAGCCUCAGUAUAAGAAUGGUCUUUUGGACAACCAUACAAAUGUAUACCUGUUUCUCUCUAAAAGUUUACGAUUCAUCAUUUAUAUUGGCAUUCUAAAUCGUUUAUCCUCGUUUCAUAGGUGUAGCCAACAUUCAAAUAUUCACCCAAUCUAGCUCACUCAGAGUGCGAUCACUACAGCUCUCAGAUUUCUGUCUCUGAAAAGGGUAUGAGGAAUGCCCACUCCCCCAACCCCCCACACACACAUUUCUUAAAUAAGAAAAGUGUUUAAACCUCAUCAGUACACCGAUCAGGGUACAUGCGGACCUCAGGGAUAUAUUAUUUGUGAUAUUUUCUAAUUUGUCAGUUAUUGUUGACUGUUUUUAUGUACUGGUAGUUGUCACAUACACACAUCAUCACCAGGACUAAAAAUUAUUUGAUUCCGAUCCGUAUAUGGAAUUUUCGAUUGGGGCCCGUACACGGACUUCAAGCCGACUGAAUGUAGAACGUAGUAGUAUAUGUCGUCAUAAUGUUCCAAAGUAUUAUCUCAAUGUCAUUUUUAUCUAUGCAUUUGUAUACCAAUCGUUGUGACUGAAAUAUGGCACGACAUUGCUAUUUAGUAUUCUGUGGUUCUGUUCGACCCAGUCGGUCCAAUGAGGGGAAAACGUAAAAUUCUGGAACUGGUAACUGUGCUACUGAUGGGAACUAAAGAAGGAUCGACGCAUGUGUUUUUUCUCAAGUCAAACUAUAUUGUCAAACUGCAAGAAGUCGAUGGGGGUCAUGUUAGCUUAGAUCGUUGGAUAGAAAUCCUGAAUCGGUUUGUAUGUGGACGCGGGGCAAAUACGUACGUUUUAUAGAAUCACUGGCUUGUCCUCCGUCAAAGUCAAAACCGUACACCCUCCCCUUACACUGUGAAUUCCUGUGCACAUCUAUAAUUUGAACUCACUACAAUGUCUGAUAGGUUUUGAUAAAAAUAAACUCCAAACAUUAAUGGUAUUAAUUAAGUCUUUGAAAACAAUCAAUUGAUCAUGUGUUGCUUUAAUAUUGUUAAGAAUGCCCUUAGAUGCUGUGCGUGUAUGUUGGGGUGGGGGAAUAGUGGUGGUAAUUUUCGUUUGUUUAAUGUUGUUGUUGUUUUAGUGUUGUUGUUUUGUUAUUUAUCAUAUUUUUUUUCUAUUGUUUUCGUGUUUUUUUUAUUUAGUGUGUGUGUGCGUGCGUGUGUGUGUGUGUGUGUGUGUGUGGGACGGGAACUAGCUCAGUCGUGGAGCAUUCGCCCGAGUUGCUUCGGUCGAAUGACCCCUCUGUGGACCCAUUCUCUAUUUUCCCCAGUCCCAACCAGUCCCCCACGACUGGUAUAUCAAAGGCCAUGGUAUGCGCUGUUCUGUCUGUGGGAAAGUGCCUAUAAAAUACCCCUUCAAGUAGCCCGUGAGUCCUUUAGCCCUCCCCUGUUUAUAUGUUGUCGACAUAUAAACAGGGAAGGGCUACAGAACACACAAGCUACCCUUCAAGAUGCUAAUGGAAAACUGUAGCGGGUUUCCUCUGAAGACAACGUGUUACAGUUACAAAUGUUAGACAGAUCUCCAUUAGCAGAUAAAUAACAUGUUUUAGUGGUGUCGUUAAACAAAAUAAAUAUUUUUGUAUACUAAAAGUUCAGACGUGUCCGCUCCUUGUGAUUACAGAUAUCAGUCCGAAUCAUUGUCACGAGAAAAAAUCUAAUGGAUCAUCUAUGUAGUUGAUAUUGAGAAAAUACAUGAGAUUGUACCUUUUAAUAGCCAUAACAUUAAUUAUAGUGCAUUCUUCAGUUUGUAAAUUUUACGGGAUGGAUAGUAACUAAAAAAGUAGUGUCGGAAAUAGAAUAUAAAUGAUUUUCGUCAAUUAUUUCUUUCAUAUUAAACUGACACGUAAAUAUUUUGCAAAUACCUAUUUAAUGAUACUCUACCUACUUUAGCAUUUACU